Frankliniella occidentalis (western flower thrips) is the source of this 2646-nucleotide messenger RNA. Its product is annotated as atrophin-1-like. Gene Ontology annotation, molecular function: guanyl-nucleotide exchange factor activity. The record is from RefSeq and is a predicted model, not a curated record. Lineage: Eukaryota; Metazoa; Arthropoda; Insecta; Thysanoptera; Thripidae. Gene Ontology annotation, biological process: positive regulation of GTPase activity; Ras protein signal transduction. Gene Ontology annotation, cellular component: plasma membrane. The transcript is spliced from 8 exons. Bases 145 to 2631 code for a protein of 828 amino acids.
CUGGCUGGGGGGGCGGCGCGCGGCGUGGGCGCGGCGGCGUGGGCCAGCCGCGACAGCAGUACGGACCCGGACGACACCGAGGAUGGUGGCGACACGAGCAGCGCCUUCUCUUCGUCAAGCUCGUCGCGCGACUCGGACGACGACAUGCUGCCCACGCCCGCGCUCAGCGUGAACAACAACAUCGCCGGCCUCGCCAACAACAACCAUCUGCUGUCCCUGGACGCGGGUGGCGUGAGCACCACUCCCAGCCCGUCACCACUGCCGCCGUCGCCCGGCCUCAGCACGUUCGGGGUGCCCGUCCAGGCCGCAAAGAAGCCGCCGCCUCCGCCGCCGCCCAAGAGGCUCACGCCGCUCAGCGGGUCGGUGCAACAGCACCUGCAGCGCCUCGCGGACGACAUCUCUACUCCGAGCGCCCUGGGUGAGGACGCCAAGGCCGGCCCGAGCUCCACGACGGCGACGUUCUCCACGUCCGGCCCUGGGGUCGGCCCCGGGGUGGGGCCUGGCCAGCAGAUUCGCGCCGCCCGCGUGAGCGCCACGCACCUGCUGCAGCAGCAGCUCCUGUCCCGCGGCGCGGCGCCCGUCCGCACAGCGGGCCCUGCCAACGCCAAGAUCCCCGUGUCCGCCUCCGACUCCGGGUCCGGCUCCGGGUCAGGCUUCGGCUCCACCUCGGGCUCCGGGUCGGUGGGCGCGUACUGCCCGUACAAGCACGUGCCUCAGUGCCCGUACCGCCACUUCAGCUCGCAGUGCCCGCAGUGUCCGUCAGCGGGGGCGGGUCACCCGCAACAGCAACAGCACCAGCAGCAGCAACAAUUACAACAACAGCUUCACCAGCAACAGCAGCAACCGCUUCAACAGCAGCAGCAGCAACAACAGCAACUGCGCCACUUCGGGAGCCUAGGCCGCCGACAGACUUCCCCGCGGCCGCUGUCCGUGGCGCCGCCCGGGCACCUGUCGCUGGAUCUCGCGGAGCCGAGCGGCCUGUUCCGCGGCGGGCUCCAGGCCGCGCUGCAGGGCGGGCUGCAGGGCGGGCUGCAGGGCGGGCUGCAGGGCGGGCUGCCCUUCCACCUCAGCGACCCGGACGGCGACGACCUCCGCGACCUCCGCGAGCUGUGGCUGUCGGCGCGCGUCAACUCGGACCCCCGCCUCAAGCACGGCGUGGUGGUGCCGCGGUGCGGGCCGUGCGCCGCGCGCUCGCUGGCCGGCAGCAGGGCGAGCAUCGCCAGCUGCAGGGACCCGUUCCAGCACAUCGAGCCCCGCGACCUGCCGCUGCACCCGGACUACGAGUACGAGUGCACCGUGUGCGGCGAGCGCGCCACGCAGGCGCUGCCCCUGCAGCCGGACUUCCCCGAGUACAGCCUCGUGCUCAACGACCCCCUGCAGCUGCCCACCUCCAUCCCGCAGCCGCCGACCGCGCGCUGGCCCGCCGGCUCCAGGCCCAACUCCAGGCCCAGCUCCAGACCCAACUCCAGGCCCAGCUCUAGGCCCGGCUCCAGGCCCAACUCCAGGCCCAGCUCCAGGGCUUCGCACUCUCCAGGCAGACACAUGGGCGCGCGCUGCUCGUCGCCCACCCUGAGCAUUGCAAGCUCCACAACCUCCGGGGGAUUUAGAAAGUCUUCGCAUGCCUCGGCCGGGAGCGGAGGCAACCUCGGCGGCUCGCCACCGCACCACUUCUCGAGCGAGCCGGGCCCGUCGGGCUGCCAGCACCAGCCGCAGCCGGGGCCCUCGGGCGUACAGCAGAUGAAGCGAUCCUCCUCCAGGCCAUGCAAUGUGCCGGGCUGCACCCAGCAGGGCUGCGGCAGCAGGGCCUCCAGCCAGCCCAGGGCCGAGCACACGAUGGUGUACCGCGAGGACACGCUGGUGUCGGGCGCGCUCGAGGCGCUCAUCCGCCACGCCAUCCCGACGGGCGACUACUUCCCGGAGGACGCCUACCUGUUCGCCUUCAUUCUGUGCGCCAGGAUCUUCGUCCCGCUCAACGAGGUGCUCGUCCGGGUCAUCAGGGCCAUGGACAGGUGCAAGGACGAACGGCGGGCCUCGAUGCUGGCGCGCAACGUGCUCCGCUUCCUGCGGGAGUGGAGCGACCAGUUCCCCUACGACUUCAGGGAAGAGCACAUGAUGGGGCUGUGCAUCGACAUCACGCAGCGGCUGGUCGAGGCGCUGCCCGCCGUGCGCCGAGAGGUGUCGGAGCUGCAGACGGACCUGCUGGCCAAGCUCACGGCCGUCGAGACGUACGAGGAGUUCCUCACCCGCUGCGGGGAGGUGCGCUACGUCAACUCGGUCGAGGAGCUGACCGCGACUCAGCAGGAGGACCAGGAGCCUGUGGCCACGCCCUGCUACCUACUGCAAGGAGCACGCAGCGACGUCAUGGACCUGGCGCGCACGCCCACCAAGCUGGCCCACCAGCUGACGCACGUGGAGCUGGAGCGGCUGUCGCACAUCGGCCCGGAGGAGUUCGUGCUGGCCUUUAUGAAGGAGCGCGGGCUGGGCAGCAGCGGCGGCGGCGAGGAGCCCGCCAUCACCUCUGCCACCAACGGCGGCGGCUUCAGGAAGACGCGCAGCAAGGAGGCGUACGAGGAGUGGUUCAGCCGCCUCAGCUUCCUGGUGGCCACCGAGAUCUGCAAGGUGAGCGAGUGAGAGGCGAUCAGGGCC